AUGGAGAACGCGCACAGCUCGCCGGCGGCCGCGGUGCUGCAGCGCUUCGGGGUGCAGGAGAGCUGCGGGCUGAGCCCCGAGCAGGUCCGCCGGAGCCGGGACAAGUACGGACCCAACGAACUCCCUGCUGAAGAAGGAAAGUCCCUCUGGGAGCUGGUGCUGGAGCAGUUUGAAGAUCUCCUUGUGCGCAUUCUUCUCUUGGCUGCUGUUGUGUCAUUUAUUCUGGCCUGGUUUGAAGAAGGUGAAGAGAUCACUACUGCAUUUGUAGAGCCAGUUGUCAUCAUGCUGAUUCUCCUAGCCAAUGCUGUUGUGGGGGUGUGGCAGGAGAGAAAUGCGGAGAGUGCUAUCGAAGCCUUAAAGGAAUACGAGCCAGAAAUGGGAAAAGUGAUCCGUGCCGACAGGAACGGAGUCCAGAGGAUCCGGGCUCGAGAUAUUGUUCCUGGGGAUAUUGUGGAAGUGGCAGUUGGUGACAAGGUGCCAGCCGAUAUCCGGAUCAUUGAGAUCAGAUCCACGACGUUACGGGUUGAUCAGUCGAUUCUCACAGGUGAAUCUGUGUCUGUGAUUAAACACACUGACCCGAUCCCUGACCCCAGGGCUGUCAAUCAGGACAAGAAGAACAUGCUUUUCUCUGGUACCAAUAUUGCGGCUGGUAAGGCUGUUGGCGUCGUCAUUGCUACCGGGGUAUACACAGAAAUUGGGAAGAUCAGGAAUCAGAUGGUUGCAACUGAGCCAGAGAAGACCCCAUUGCAACAAAAGCUGGAUGAGUUCAGCCAGCAACUCUCCAAGGUCAUUUCUGUGGUCUGCAUAGCUGUCUGGGUCAUCAAUAUCAGCCACUUCAGUGACCCGGUCCACGGUGGCUCUUGGUUUCGUGGGGCUAUCUACUAUUUCAAGAUUGCGGUGGCCUUGGCAGUAGCUGCCAUCCCUGAGGGUCUCCCUGCUGUCAUCACCACUUGUCUGGCAUUGGGCACGCGCCGUAUGGCCAAGAAGAAUGCUAUUGUGAGGAGCCUUCCUUCAGUGGAAACGCUGGGCUGCACCUCUGUCAUCUGCUCUGACAAGACCGGCACCCUCACCACCAACCAGAUGUCUGUCUGCAGGAUGUUUGUUAUUGAGAAGAUUGAGGGGAUCCACUGCAGCCUACAUGAGUUCAGUAUCACAGGAUCCACCUAUACCCCGGAGGGAGAGAUCCUGAAGGAUGACAAGCCCGUUCAGUGUGGACAGUAUGAUGGCCUGGUGGAACUAGCCACUAUCUGUGCUCUCUGCAAUGACUCCUCUCUGGACUAUAAUGAGUCAAAAAAAGCCUAUGAGAAAGUGGGAGAAGCAACCGAAACAGCCCUGACCUGCCUGGUAGAAAAGAUGAACGUCUUCAACACUGAUACAGGCAACCUCUCGAAGGUGGAGAGAGCCAAUGCCUGCAACUCUGUAAUCAAGCAGCUGAUGAAGAAAGAAUGCACCCUGGAGUUCUCCCGUGACCGCAAGUCGAUGUCUGUCUACUGCACUCCUGUCGGUUCCAGCCACAACUCUGCUGGCAGCAAGAUGUUUGUCAAGGGCGCCCCUGAAAGUGUGAUCGAACGCUGCAACUACGUCCGUAUUGGCACUAACCGGGUCCCCCUCACGCUCUCCACUAAGGAGAAGAUCUUGUCCAAGAUCCGGGAAUGGGGGACUGGCAUUGACACCCUGCGCUGCCUUGCUCUGGCCACCCGGGACACCCCCUGCAAGAAAGAGGACAUGCAGCUGGAAGACGCGACCAAGUUCAUUAACUAUGAGACUAACCUAACCUUCGUGGGCUGCGUGGGGAUGCUGGACCCUCCCCGGAAGGAGGUGAUGUCGUCCAUUAAGAUGUGCAAGAAAGCCGGCAUCCGGGUCAUCAUGAUCACUGGGGACAACAAAGGCACAGCCGUGGCCAUCUGCCGGAGGAUUGGGAUCUUCUCAGAGAAGGAGGAUGUGACGGAAAAGGCCUACACCGGCAGGGAGUUUGAUGAUCUCCCCCUGGAGACACAGCGGGAGGCCUGCCGUUCGGCCCGUUGCUUCGCCCGAGUCGAACCUGCUCACAAGUCCAAGAUAGUCGAAUACCUACAGUCUUUCCAUGAGAUUACAGCUAUGACGGGAGAUGGAGUGAAUGAUGCCCCUGCCCUGAAAAAGGCUGAGAUUGGCAUUGCCAUGGGCUCUGGCACAGCCGUAGCCAAAUCGGCAGCUGAAAUGGUGCUAUCUGAUGACAACUUCUCCACCAUCGUGUCUGCUGUUGAGGAGGGCAGAGCCAUCUACAACAACAUGAAGCAGUUCAUCCGCUACCUCAUCUCUUCUAACGUUGGAGAGGUCGUCUGUAUUUUCCUGACUGCAAUCCUGGGCUUGCCUGAAGCUCUGAUCCCAGUCCAGCUGCUCUGGGUGAACCUAGUGACAGACGGGCUACCCGCCACUGCUCUUGGAUUCAACCCCCCUGACCUAGACAUCAUGGACAAACUUCCCCGCAACCCAAGAGAGCCCCUCAUCAGUGGCUGGCUUUUCUUCCGCUACCUUGCCAUUGGAGUGUAUGUUGGAUUGGCAACGGUGGGGGCAGCUACCUGGUGGUUCUUGUACGAUGCUGAGGGGCCGCAAGUUACCUUCUACCAGUUGAGGAACUUCAUGAGAUGCACAGAGGACAACCCCAUCUUUGAAGGCAUUGACUGUGAAAUCUUCGAGUCUCGUUACCCAACCACUAUGGCUCUAUCGGUGCUAGUGACGAUUGAGAUGUGCAAUGCUCUCAACAGUGUGUCUGAAAACCAGUCACUGCUGAGGAUGCCACCGUGGCUCAACAUCUGGCUGCUGGGGACAAUUGUCAUGUCCAUGGCGCUGCACUUCGUGAUUCUCCACGUGAAGCCUAUGCCUCUGAUCUUCCAGGUGACCCCCCUGAGCUGGCCGCAAUGGGUGGUCGUGUUGAAAAUUUCCCUGCCUGUUAUCCUGCUCGAUGAAGGACUCAAGUACCUUUCCCGCAACCACCUAGAGGGAAUUCUCAGGACAGUCAGACACACGUGGAGUGGGGAGCACCAGCUGAAAACCUGCAGGAGUCCAGAUCAAACAGGGUUGGCUCUGUUGAGAAGAGGGCAAGAAAUGAAUGACAUAAAGGAAACUCACUUUCUAAAUAAAGAAACCCUAAGCUGUAACUCGGACUGAAGUCUUGCAUGUUUGACCAUCACUAGAAGCCAGCAGGACAUGCAUGUGUCCGACUAUCAGACUAAUGCGGGUGAAUCGUCGAAAAGAAAAAUACUGAUUUUGUUUUUGUUUCGUAGCUUUUUUUCCCUGUACGUAAUGGUGCAAUUACUGGACAGCUAAAUUAUAGUUUGGGGAUGAAACUAUAUGUAACUGAGUCAUUGUAACACAGCUCCUUGGGGGUCCGCUCCUGAAAAGUUUGAGACCCCUUAAAAAAAAUAGCCCCAAUGUGUGAGCUCAGUAAGGCAUCUUUUGUUUUGUAAAAAUGUGGUAGGUGGGAGGUCAUGCUUUCACAGUGGUGCACAGUAUCUGUGCAUGAGCAAUGAUGACAGAGGUGCAUUCCAGAGCUGCGAUGUGGCACAACAGACAGCAUCUCAGUACCAAGGAAAAGCUUAUCUGUGUGUGUGUGUGUGUGUGGGCAGGGGAGGUAAGCAAAGAAAGGUGCAUGGGAUGCAACAGGUGUAUUCCAAUUGACUUCCAAUUUAGUAGAGUGAUAUCCACUUAAGUAUAAUACCUAGGUGGCAAUGCUAGUGCUCUGGUAGCCACAUUGCCUAGAUGUCCAGCUUUGGUGGUUUCAGUGUACCUGUAUCCUGGUAUAAUUACCAGUGUUGUAGAAAUUGUGGACAUGUAUUUACUUGCAAAGAUUUUUGUGGUGGAAGUUGAAACUUCCUCUAUUUAUCAUAUUAUUCUCUAUUCUGUUUUCCUCUUGUGAAAAUCUUGCACCUUCUCAGGCUCAUCUGACACCAAAGCAUGACCCAGUCCUCUUGUCCUUUCUCUUCUGUAUAACACCUUGUUAGCUCCCUUCCUGUGCUAAGCAUCUCCACCUAAACAGCUUAAAACAAAACAUGGCAAUGGAGAACUCUGGAUCCCAUCGCAUCUAGUGCUCAUUCCUGGUCAAAUUUUCUGACUAGGUAAAUCUAGAUUACCUAGUUUUUAAAAUAUGACUACAUAGAAGGUAAAAUAAAAGACUUAAAAGGCAGUUGGCCAUUAGUUAAUGUCAGUUUUGGGAGACAAUCUGUGCUCCCAAUAUGAUGAUGAAAAAGGGAGAGGUGAUCACAUGGGAGCAAAGGUUGUCUCCCAAAAAUUGACAUUAAGAUGUUAAGACUUUUAUUCUACCACCUAUAUAAUCUUAUUUUUGAAACUCACAUAGACCAUUUGACCAGGAAUGGGCAGUAGAUGUGGUAGGAUCCAAAGUUCUUGAUGAAGGGAAAAAGAUGCCUACAGUUUUUCUUCCUUCUAAACUUCACCCGGGUGUAUGCCGGAGCACCGGAGUCAGUUAUUGCUUUGCUUUGCUAUUAUUUUGCUCCAUUCCUAUCUGGAUCAGUUUCUAUUUUAUUUUUUAAGUCUCUUAAAACCCCCAGUGCUUUUUCUCUCUCUUCCGUGCAGGCCAGCUGGCUGAACUUUGACAAGCUGGCUACCGUAGAUACAGUACGUGCCAAACACCAUCCUUUCCUUUCUCUCCAUCACCAGCAUUGAAAAAGAUGGGUCGCGCCCCCAGACCAAUGGGAAUGUACAGACUUGUUAUACUACUGAGCUGAUUUAAUUGUACAGAAAACCUUGCAUGAAAUGUUGUUACUGUAUUUAAUAUAGAAUGUACUCAAGGAAUUUUAAUAUGGAGCUUUUAAAAAACAAACAAACAUCUUUAUAGAUACUGUGUGAUUACAGGAAAA
Emys orbicularis (European pond turtle) is the source of this 4853-nucleotide messenger RNA. It is a transcript of the gene ATP2A3, whose product is annotated as ATPase sarcoplasmic/endoplasmic reticulum Ca2+ transporting 3. Gene Ontology annotation, molecular function: P-type calcium transporter activity; ATP hydrolysis activity; ATP binding. Gene Ontology annotation, biological process: calcium ion transmembrane transport; intracellular calcium ion homeostasis. The coding region runs from base 1 to 3147 and encodes 1048 amino acids. Gene Ontology annotation, cellular component: membrane. The transcript has 22 exons. The record is from RefSeq and is a predicted model, not a curated record. NCBI's taxonomy places the organism in Eukaryota, Metazoa, Chordata, Testudines, Emydidae.